AUGACACAGCACGAAUCAACAAAGGAAGAGGCACAAAGGUAUAGUAAAAUGUAUUACAAAUUGAAGCAAGCACCAACGACGUACAUCCCGUCUCUGAGCGAGCGGACGAAUCCGAUCCAGCUCUUUGCAAAGCUGGAGGAUUUCUGCUUCUUUUUUGGCGAUGGACUGCAAGCCGAAGCUCGUCGGCAAUGGAUCCCUCCGCCUGCUGUUUGGAUUGCGGCCAACACCUUCAACGGCCUCGUGGACCGCCGCAGGAACGGCAUCGCUGUAAGGGUUUGGCGAGGUGGAGAAAGCUAUUCCAAUAAGCAAGAAGAAACGCAAGCGGCGAAGCGUGGGAUACGGUGGGAACCGUGGGAUACGAACUUGUGGGAUACGGUCCUCGCUGGAGCGCUGAAAGGAGCCGUAAAGGGCGCCUUGGUCGCACUAGGGCUCAAGGAAGCAGAAACGAUUGCGAAAGCAUUGUUCGAGUUGAUCCUCGGCGGCGGCAGUGAACCCGAAAUAUCGACACAGUUGGAGCAAAUCAAGGAAGCUCUCGAAGACCUCGACCACAAAAUCGACCAAAACUUCCAUGCCAUUAUGGCAGCCAUCAAAACGAUGCCAGCGUGGGAAGCGCUCAAUAACAUCAACACCGACUACGGCUUGAUGUCCACUUACAUGGAGGCGGCAUACGCCAAGGCGAACACAUCUCAAACGGCUUAUAACGACCUGUACAACCAUGCCCUGAAGGUGCAGCAAUGGGCCCCUACAUACGCCAAUACCAUCUACGAGAACAUGGUCCAUGACCCCAGUAUGGGAGGAUUGAAAGCGAUCUGGACGUCUGCCUUGGAUGUUUACAGGGAUGUCCGUACGGCGGCUACACCUUCAUCAAAAGCUUCUCGCUUCAUUACGCCGGUGGGGUACGGAAAGCCGCAAAUCUCCUCCAUUUCGCUUCCCAAAGGUAUCACAGUGAACGAGGCUGUCAGGAGUAUCGCCCUCGGUUUGGAAGCCCAACUGGACACUUGGGACGCCUACUUUGAGGUCGGUGGGGAGGUAGCCGACGGAGACAACACGAUUACGGUAAACGACCCGGUGCUGCACCCUACGUACUCGCGGUGGGGCCGCGCAUUGCUGAACGCGUAUAACACCACGGGCACUCCACAGGCCAACUUCUUGUGGCGAGUCCCCGGUGACGAGGAGAGCGCGACCCGCCACAUGGUCACGUCCUGCACGACUGGAACAUAUAUCACCCACAACCGAGAUGCUGAGGCAUACAGCCGCGACGAUGCGCAGGGGGCCUUUUUGAAGUGGGCGGACGCGCCCGUUACUUUCGACAAUCCCGAGCCAAACGAAACCUUCCAGCUGACGGUGGAUACAAAGCUGAACAGCUUCCACAUCAGGACCUUUCCCAAGCCCGGCUGCACGGACCAGAUCAAAGAGAAUUUGUUCAGGGUUCAAUAUUUGUUCAAAGAGAGUUUGCACAUCGGAGACUAUCCCGAUUUUUACGCAAGUUGCCAAGUAGGCGAGGAGGAGCCGGAAUGCCCACCCGGCGAGAUUUGCAAGUGCAACACGUUCUAUUUCACGCUGAACGACAACGGACGGUUCCAAGUUCGCAGCAACUGGGACGGUUUCAAUGAGCUUCCCCGUUACCGUCCGGUUCUCUACUGGGAUUUUGAGGAGCCUAAGAACGGCAUCUGGGUUCAGGAUGAAGGCGACGGCGCAGCCGGAGCCAAGUACGAAUUCUAUUUCGAUCCAGUCCCAGCGCCAGAACUAUGA
Molecule: messenger RNA, 1752 nt
Organism: Fimicolochytrium jonesii
Lineage: Eukaryota; Fungi; Chytridiomycota; Chytridiomycetes; Spizellomycetales; Powellomycetaceae
Exons: 4
Coding region: 1-1752 (583 amino acids)
Source: RefSeq, a predicted model, not a curated record